This is a messenger RNA of Camelus dromedarius (Arabian camel), 994 nucleotides long. RefSeq names its product olfactory receptor 2W1. The transcript has a single exon. The coding region runs from base 47 to 994 and encodes 315 amino acids. Gene Ontology annotation, cellular component: plasma membrane. The record is from RefSeq and is a predicted model, not a curated record. Lineage: Eukaryota; Metazoa; Chordata; Mammalia; Artiodactyla; Camelidae. Gene Ontology annotation, molecular function: G protein-coupled receptor activity; olfactory receptor activity. Gene Ontology annotation, biological process: G protein-coupled receptor signaling pathway; detection of chemical stimulus involved in sensory perception of smell.
UAUGAUGAUAUUUUAUUUUCACAGCUGAUAUUAAGAAAAUAGGAAAAUGAUCAACAAUAGCUCCUUCGAUGGAUUUAUACUCCUUGGAUUCCCUGGGCAGCCUCAAUUGGAGAUGAUCAUCUCUGGAGUUGUCUUUUUCUUCUACACUGUUGCCUUGCUGGGAAAUAUAGCCAUCAUCCUGCUGCCAUUAGUAGAUCAAUGUCUCCAAACCCCUAUGUACUUCUUCCUUAGAAAUUUGGCCAUGUUAGAUCUCUGUUAUACCACAAAUAUAGUUCCACAGAUGUUGGUCAACAUUUGGGGUAAAGACAAAAAAAUCUCUUUUGGUGGCUGUGCCUUCCAACUUUUCAUUGAUGUGACAUUAUGCACAGUUGAAUGCAUGCUUCUGGCAGUGAUGUCUUAUGACCGAUUCAAUGCUGUCUGUAAGCCUCUGCACUACAUGACCAUAAUGAACCCCCAGCUCUGUCGAGGCCUGGUAGCCAUGACCUGGGUAAUUGGUGUCAUUAAUUGCAUGAUACUUUCUCCCUAUGCUAUGAGUCUGCCUCGAUGUGGGAACCACCACCUAGAUCACUAUUUUUGUGAAAUAUCUGCAAUGGUCAAAAUUGCAUGUGUGGACACCACAGCCAUGGAAGAAACCUUGUUUGCAUUGUGUUUUUUCAUCUUCCUCACACCGCUUCUUCUCAUUCUGGUUUCGUAUGGUUUCAUUGCUAUAGCUGUGCUCAAGAUCAAAUCUGCAGCAGGGAGACAAAAAGCAUUUGGGACCUGUUCCUCCCAUCUCAUUGUGGUCUCCAUAUUCUAUGGGACUGUUAUCUACAUGUACAUACAACCAGGAAACAGUCCAUCUCAGGAUGAAGGUAAACUUCUCAGUAUCUUUUAUUCCAUUGUUACUCCCAGCUUGAACCCACUGAUCUAUACACUAAGGAAUAAGGAAUUCAAGGGAGCCAUGAAGAGGCUGAUUGGAAAAGAAAAAGGUUCUGGAGAAACAACAGGACAGUAA